Molecule: messenger RNA, 1096 nt
Organism: Kickxella alabastrina
Lineage: Eukaryota; Fungi; Kickxellomycota; Kickxellomycetes; Kickxellales; Kickxellaceae
Exons: 1
Coding region: 136-789 (217 amino acids)
Source: RefSeq, a predicted model, not a curated record
UGCCUAUUCGAUGUUUUCUUUUUUAUAUCUUUUUCUUUGUUGGUGGUAUCGUCAUUCAGUAAUUUAUUUAUUUGCUUUCACGCUGCCUUCAUUCAAUUUUGUGCAGGCGAAUUCACCAGCUGGGCUCUUCUUUAAAUGGACAAUAUGGAUAAUAGCAAACCCACAGGUAGAGGCAGUUCGGCAAAGAGCGAACUGUGCUCGGUGGGUAGCUCCGACAGGAUAUUCAGCGUCAGCACUGAUGGCUCUGGCAGUAUUGUCGGUAGGAGCAGAAGUAGCAGCCGCUACAAAGACGAUAGUGAAAAUAGUCUUCCCAACACCGCCGAAACACCCACCACUCAUUUUGAAGCAGCGCUUUCAAACAGAGACGGUGAAGCAAAGGGUCACGGAAAGGUGUCCAGGAUAUCCACGUUUUCGUCGCUAUCACCAACACCGCCAGGGGAUCAAGGGGCCGAAUCCUCUGCGCCCACAUGGUCCCAGGCUGAGCUCCUAGAAGUGCGAGCUCGCGAACGCACCUUUGAUGGCGCAUACUGGCGCACGUCAAUCGGCUUGUUCGGCGCGUCGCUUGUCAUUUUGCGCGUGUUUGGCUUGGCGUUCUUCCCGGUUGGGCUUGUGUUUCUAGCGCUAGCGCUGGGGUUCUUGGCAAUCGGCUUGGUUCGGAGGAGAAAGCUGCUCAACCAGGACACUCACGCCCGAGGCCCCUUUGUCACCAGCGGCAGCACAGUGCUGCUGUCUGGCGCAAUGUGCCUGUCAGCGUACGUGGUACUCAUUGUGCUUCUUUUAAGAAUGUAAUAUAUAUUAUAUUAUAUUAAUUUUUAGUUGUUUAUAUUUUGGCAUAUAUGCUUGCCUGUUGGCCAUCUACGCGCUAAGACGGAGCGAUUUAACCGCAUGGGCGGCGACAAGCUUGAGCCAAAAAGAACACGGACGCUCGAGGUUAAAAAACACCAUCCAAUACUCACAUGGCUCUGGCUGGCUGGCCAAUCGAAUAAAAGCUUCAAAAGGACUUCUACAUAGAAUGUGUCUGACAUUUUUUUCUUGCAUCGUGAAAUGGGGUGUGGGGAGAGGUGCUAAAAAACAAGUAGGGUCACAAAACACUUCC